Molecule: messenger RNA, 749 nt
Organism: Haemonchus placei
Lineage: Eukaryota; Metazoa; Nematoda; Chromadorea; Rhabditida; Trichostrongylidae
Source: the annotation of a GenBank genome assembly
UGUGCUGCCCUGCAGGACAAUACGGCAAAGAAUGUUCGAAGUGCCCAGGUCUAGAGCAGUCAGGAAUGGCUUGUUACGGUCAUGGGAAAUGUGAUGGUGACGGGAGCAGACAAGGAAGUGGAAAAUGCAAAUGUGAUAUCGGUUACUCCGGAAAUAUGUGUAGGCAGUGCGCUCCCGACUACUUCGAGAAGGCGAAGACGAGCAAUUCUGUGGAAUGUGAAAAAUGUUCGGAAGCGUGCGCUGGUGGAUGUACAGGGGCUGGUGCAAACAACUGCGUAAGAUGCCGGAGCGGUUGGUCUAACUCUACUGGAGAGGGAUGUUUAGGUGCAGUAAUUUUUUCGAUAUUCUUCUUUAUACCACUUCGAAUAAACCGUGAAAUUGGUGUAAUGGCCUCCGUUUCAGACAUAAACGAGUGCGAAGAUGAAGGCAAAUGUUCGAAAGCGAACGAAAAAUGUGUCAACACACCUGGUUCAUUCGAAUGUCAAUGUGUCGAUGGAUACAAGAGAGAGGGGUCGGAAUGCGUAUUGGAUGUUGAAGCGAAACCGUAUCGUAUGCUGAUACCACCGGACAUACUUCUGAAGGCGAUUUCUAUGACGAGUUUGGCGAUAAUCAUUGCGUUUGUGGUCUGGCGUCGUUCUAUCCCACUUCUAAUCCUUUCGGGCAUUGCCGUUGUGCUUAUCAUCUAUAUAGACAUGAAUGUCAAUCCAGAAACAGUUCCGGACGAGGCAAAGAAAUAUCUGGGAUUAUAG